GUGGGGAUAUUAAGCCUAUCUUCCGAUUGUUCAUCUUAUUCUGAGUGAUCAUGGUCGUCAGAGCAUGAUAAAUAUUUUCUUAGCACUUCCUGACAGCUGCUGUUUCAACAGAUGUAAAAGGACAUGGCAGCCAGCGUUGGACUGCUGUUUCUGCUCAUAGGAGUCUCUUAUGGUAAUAAAAUGUUCUGUGAUGGCAGACAGGAGGGAGCUCAGUGUUUUCAACCCUGGGGAGCAACUGUGUUUUUUCAUCUGAUGGAUGAGGCCUCAGAAAAAACAAGAUUCCAAUGGACAAAAGAAACAACAAUAGUACUAAUUUGGAGAAGCAAUGGACUCGUGACAAACACAUUAGAGAGCAGAUCUGAAUUUAUCUCCAGCAAUGGGACAUUUAGGAUCAGCAACCUUAGGCGCAGUGAUGGCGGUGAAUACACACUUAAACUUUUUGAUUCUGAGGGAAAAGCAACAGGAGAACGGACUCUGCAAUUGUACAUUGAAGGCCAGUCCCCACUAAGAGUUGGAGCAAUCUCUGCUCUGCUUUUGUUUUCUAUCUAUGUCGUCUGUGUAAUCGUCAUCUGUGCUCAGAGGAAAAAGCAAAAUGGAAAAGGAGAAGAACUCCCUGCUGACUUAACCUAUGCUGACGUCAGGGUGGUGCAACAGCAAGAGAGGAAGCCAGGGAAGCAAAACAUGGAGGAAGAGGUGGAGUACAGCCAAAUAAAGAUUGCAGGAUGAUUCCAGUCAAAUUAGACUGAAGAAAUGAGACAAUAUGCAGAUGAAAUGAACUGUUGUCUGCUUUGGUAAAGACUGCAGCACUCAUUGCAGAUCCACAGAGAAGAUGACGAUGUGGACCCCUGAAGAUGUUUUACUCAUCUUUAGUCAUUGUAACUUUUAAGAAACCAUAUUUGGUAGCAAUGCAAAAACAACUGCUUGUUUAUUUUAAUUGCAAUAUUUGUCCAUGACUGUAAUGUUAAAUUUGAUAAACAAGUUUCGACAAAUUGGCAACCACUCAACCCAUUAAAUUGCAAAAAAAAAAAGUUAAGAGGCAAAUGCGCUGGAGUCCAAAGAAGGACAUGUUUUUAGUCUUCAUAUUUUCUGCAGCAACUCCCUACGCAAGUAAAAAACAAAAUAAAAGUUGUCAAUGGUGAAACAAAAAAAUGCUGUGUACUUAAAAAAGAAAAUCACCUUAACUAUUGAUGCAACUGCAUACAUUUCCCAUAUGAAAAUUCAUAGCAUCAUAUCAUUGGUCAACAAUUAAACAAAACUGAAUAUUUGAACAAAAUUCAAAAGCAGUGAUGGUUCAGAAAGUGAGAAAAACAAAUGACAUCUUACAAAAAGUGGUAAUAAAACUGACUUAAUGAACUGGGAGGUGGAUGAUUAGUGAUAUGAUAAAGAGAUGAAAUAUUACUGAUGACUUUCUUUUGUGAGGGAGGAUGAAUGACUAAUAAAGAGACAUAAGGAGUUUGAAUUACUGCACAGUUAGGCGGAUGUCCAUUUUUAACUCAAUUUGCAGUGAUGCUUUAAUCUUUCCAAUUUCGGAUAAUGGAUCGGCUCUGCUGUGUGAGAUGUUCAACAUGUUGGAUCUUCUCCACAACUUGACCUGACCUGUUUGCUGUCUGUUGGUCUUCAUGAUGGCGUUUGCUCUCCAAUAGGACAGAACUAUUCCUACUGAGAUUGGUUCACACACUGCACACUCUACUUAGUCAAAUUAAGGUAAUCUUGAAUGCCCUGGAAUAAAAAAAAAA
Poecilia reticulata (guppy) is the source of this 1736-nucleotide messenger RNA. Lineage: Eukaryota; Metazoa; Chordata; Actinopteri; Cyprinodontiformes; Poeciliidae. The record is from RefSeq and is a predicted model, not a curated record.